ACCGCACAUCAUAUCCUCUCUCUCUCUCCUUCGUCAGCUAAGUACUUCUUAUGAGAGGAGGGAAGAGCAGUGAAACUUGCUGAACACAUCACAUUGGAAUCAAGCAACCAACAAUGAAGGUCCUCCAAAAAGAUGAGCACAUGGUUGCUGAGAGUGUUCUGCUGAAACACUCGCCCAAGAGUUUUCUGGUCUACGGAUACUUAGAUGCUUGUAAGAGAAACAAACAAAGUAACGUACAAUUCAUUGUUGAUACGUGGCCCGAUUUUAAGGUCAUCAUUUGUCGCCCUGACCCAGAAAACAAACAAGCCUCAGACGGGACAAAAAAGGUCAUGUUCUACUGCCUGGAUGAGAAAAUUUUGAGGGAAAUGUUAUUAGAAGAGGAUACAGUUGACUGGAGCUCUUAUUUUGUAAUAGCCUAUGACAGUUCCCACGCCUCCAUGCUCAAAGAGGUUUUCACGCAGAGACAAGUCAGCCACAAACAUGUGGCUUGUGCACAUCUUCUCUAUUUGCCAGAUAGUAGCCAUCUCGUCACACCAGCAUUCGACAGUGAUAUCAAAUCAAGGAUCUCAUCUCUCGCUCUUUCCCAUGCUCAUCUGGUGAAUCAAACCUGGAAGUUUGGAGGGGAUGAAUUUGCCUACAACAAAAUUGUAAGACAGAUCAGCGACUUCCCUUCAUACUGUGUCACUGAUCACCAGGGUCAUCCUGUUUCAUGGCUGCUUUUGCAUGAAAACCUGGCGAUGGGCAUGUUGUAUACUUUGCCUGAGCACAGACGAAAAGGUUACGCCACAGUCCUUGUCCACACCAUGGCCCAAAGACUCCUCACUGAGGGCUACCCAGUGUUCUGCUAUGUAGAGGAAGGCAACCUGCUCCCAUUUAAGCUGUUUAAAAGCUUGGGCUUUAUUGACGAUCCCUCUUACAGAGCGAUAUGGGAUGCAUUGAACACCUGAUUUUAAGAAGGUCAACGGCUUUGUGUUGUGGCGUGUGCUUAAUCGACUGCUUGAUUAUUUGAUUUCAAAAGGAUUACGUUCUGUAAACAAUUAACCUUAUUCUAUUGAUCUGACCGCUUAAGUUGCAAUUGACACUUUUACUGUUUAGCCAGAGACAAUAUAAAGGAAAUCAAAUAACGACUUCAGCUCUUGAUAUCAAGAAAUUCUUGCCAUUACAUUUAGGCAAGGUUCGGUAAUUGUUCUUCUUGAACACAGUUAAAAUGCCUUAACUGUUUAAUUUUUUUAUAUAAAAUACUUACCCAGUCUCGUGAGCUCACUGAAUGUGAACGAUAAUGGCAGCAUACAAAGGCACAAAAUUUCAUCAUGAUUUGCGUUCAUUGAAAAGACUAAUUAAAAUCAAGUCUACAAAAAUAGUAACAGCCGAAAUCAAUUCAUACAUAAGGCGCACUGGUGAUUUUUGAGAAAAUUAAAUGAUGAUGCCUUAUAGUCCGAAAAAUACAGAACUAUAAAUUACUCAUAGGUGUGAACGUGAAUAUAAAGAGUUGUUUGUCCAUAUGCGUCUGCAUCCUGCGCUUGACUGUCGACCAGUUCAGGGUGUGCCCCAACUCUUGCACAAAAUCAGCUUGGAUGGGUUCCAGCUCACCCACGACCCAAAUGCGGACAAGCAACAACAGAAAGAUAAUUGUUUAUUAGUGUAGAGAACACAGGUGGAAUUAACUAAAUGUGUCUUUGAAAUGGAGGGUGAGGAGUUUGCCCAACUUUCUCACAGCUUGGAGGCAUCUAGGAAUAUUGUGUUUGUUGAGCAGACUCUUUGUUGGAUCUGAAAAUAAAAUCAACAACCAUGAGUAUAA
Messenger RNA from Hippocampus comes (tiger tail seahorse), 1798 nucleotides. RefSeq names its product glycine N-acyltransferase-like protein 3. The transcript is spliced from 6 exons. Gene Ontology annotation, molecular function: glycine N-acyltransferase activity. The record is from RefSeq and is a predicted model, not a curated record. Bases 114 to 947 code for a protein of 277 amino acids. Gene Ontology annotation, cellular component: mitochondrion. NCBI's taxonomy places the organism in Eukaryota, Metazoa, Chordata, Actinopteri, Syngnathiformes, Syngnathidae.